This is a messenger RNA of Anarrhichthys ocellatus (wolf-eel), 2326 nucleotides long. It is a transcript of the gene ppib, whose product is annotated as peptidylprolyl isomerase B (cyclophilin B). Gene Ontology annotation, molecular function: cyclosporin A binding; peptidyl-prolyl cis-trans isomerase activity. Gene Ontology annotation, biological process: protein folding; protein peptidyl-prolyl isomerization. The transcript has 5 exons. The record is from RefSeq and is a predicted model, not a curated record. Gene Ontology annotation, cellular component: cytoplasm; intracellular membrane-bounded organelle. The coding region runs from base 140 to 790 and encodes 216 amino acids. Lineage: Eukaryota; Metazoa; Chordata; Actinopteri; Perciformes; Anarhichadidae.
AGGAGGCCGCGGUAGCAGCGCAGCCUCGAGCGGCCACCGCGGCAGUCUCCUCCCCGGAUACCACGCUCCUCACCCGGCUCGUAUAUAUAAAGCUAGUAGGACCAAUAGGCCGAUCCCCGGCUGUUAAUUUUUCUUGUUGAUGGUUAGACUCUGCGAGAGAAGGAUGAAGUUCCUUGUGGCCGUUACGAUCAUUGUGGGAUCCCUGAUUUUUCUCGCUUUCCCAAAUGGCUCAUCCGCUGACGAGAAGAAGAAAGGCCCCAAAGUGACUGCAAAGGUUUUCUUUGACAUGAAAGUUGGAGAUGAAGAAGUUGGAAGAAUCGUCAUUGGGGUGUUUGGGAAAACCGUUCCCAAGACAGCCGACAACUUUAUCGCUCUGGCGACAGGAGAGAAAGGAUUCGGUUACAAGGGCAGUAAAUUCCACCGAGUCAUCAAGGACUUCAUGAUUCAGGGUGGAGACUUCACCAGAGGAGACGGCACCGGAGGCAAGAGCAUCUAUGGAGACCGCUUCGCCGAUGAGAACUUCAGGUUGAAGCACUACUCCCCUGGCUGGCUCAGCAUGGCGAAUGCCGGCAAAGACACCAACGGCUCCCAGUUCUUCAUCACCACCAUUCAGACUCCAUGGCUGGACGGCAAACACGUCGUCUUUGGGAAAAUUCUGGAGGGGAUGGAUGUCGUGAAAAUGAUUGAAAAGACAAAGACAGAUGGACGCGAUAAGCCUCUUCAAGACGUCGUCAUCCACAAUUGCGGCACGAUCGAGGUGGACAAGCCAUUCGCGGUGGCCAAGGAGUAGUGAAGUGCUGCUGGGGGAGACCAGGACUGGGGGAGGGGGGGAGAAUCGUGCAGGCCACCUUGUUUUAUCACUCACAGCCCUGUGAUCCCAGAGAAAGGGCUUGUGGGUCACUCUGUCAGUGGCUGCCAUCUUAUUAAAGCACCAGACGAGCAAUCGUGACGACACAAUGGGUCCAUUUACAACGAGCAUUCCAAGGUGCACUUAACUGUUCGUUGUUUUUGUAAAAAAGAGAGAUCUGAAAUAAAGGUUUCAAUUUUUUGUUAAAAUGCGGAGUGAAGUUCAUUACACCUACUAGGUAUCACGAGCACUACGGAAAUGCACGUUUUGGCGUUACUUGAUAUUGCUUGUUCACUCGUGUUCGACAUAUGAAGACAAAAACAUGUUUUACUCUUUAUUGUAGAAGUCAACACUUGCAUGUGACAUGAAGACAAAACAUUUAGGCAUCAUAGGACAUUGAGUAACUAACGUAGUAAAGCAAAGACAACUCUUGAGAUGAAUUUGUUGGUGAGAUAAGUAUUCACCACAAUUUUUGAAAUCGAUUUCUUAUAUCUAUAUCUAUUUGUUGGGGAUAACUAAUUUCUAUGGAGGAAGCCAUGUUCCCCAAUCUAUACUAGAAAAAACAAUUUCCCAGAGGAACUGUUUUUUGUUUUGCAGACCAAAUAUUUUUUAUUAGUGAUUUUUAAUAUAUAUUCUGUUUUUAAAAAUAAGGUUGGGUUUCUGUAACGCUGGCCUCUAGACUGUCAUUGUGUUGAAGGGAUUCCUCUAGGAACAGCAUUCAUUACAUUUUCAUAUUCUUUGUACGUGAUGGGAAAGAUUUAAAUCUGAGAAGUAGAGCUUCAUUUGUUAAGUAUCAAAGUGAUAUUUGUCAGUCCAGCGUUGCAGAUAUAGUGAUUUAUUCUAGUUCUGUGGGUGUUUAGUGUGAUACACUGUGAGAACCCUCUAAUGACUCUUCAUUCAUCCAUACACACACUUUAUAAUCAUCCUUACUGUGGCCGCUAGGGGCGCUGUUUGCUCAGAUAUGUUCCUAUUUUAUAAUUAAACAAUCUUUAUUUUUGUACAGAUUUCUUCAAAAAGAAGCUGUGUAGAAAUAAGACAUUCUUGGCUACUAUGACCAGAUAGAAAGUAACUAAGUGCAUUUACCAAAUACAGUAAUGUACUAGAGUACAAUUUUGAGGUUUUUGUUGGCUACAAUUCAGUGCCAAAUAUACUUUAAUGUAUUAAUGUGGAUUACGUGACCUGGCAGAAUACACAAACAUGUAAGUUAUACAAAUAUUAUUGUAGUUAAAUAAUGUAUACUGAUAAAGGAUUGGUACAUUCUGCAUCACGAGUAGUUUUACUUUUGGUACUUUUUUUAAAGUAUUUUUUGAUACUAAUUUGUGUGCAAUUACUCUAACAUUUAGAAUGCAGGACUUUUACCAAUAACAGUAUUUGUUUCUACAUUGUAGUACUACUCAGUUGUACUCGUAUAUACCUCUGUAGAAAUACUGUGUAUAUAUAUACUGUAUCUUGACCAUGAAAUAAACAGUUUCCAUCUUA